AUGAAGACAUGUAAGACGGUGUCCACGUGCACCCCGAUGGAGGAGGCUCAAGGCACACAUGUGUUUGAUAUCUUGGGUUACAGCAAGCACAGGGGCAUGGGCCACGACAGCGACAGCUAUAUUCGGUCCGGGUUUUUCACCGUCGGCGGCCACAACUGGGCCAUCUCCUUUUUCCCUGAUGGUUUCAAUGGAUAUGGCCAAGAUUACAUCUCGGUUUAUCUCGUGCUUGUGAGCCACAGAACUAAAGUUCGGGCAUCCUGCGACAUGAGGCUGGUGGACCAGUACACCGGAUGCUCGUUUUCAGUGCAUAACAUAGGACCUAGGAUUUUCAAUCCCGCUGAUACUACUAGGGUUGCUCCACAGACUCCCUGUUUCAUAAGGCGGGACGAGAUCGAGGGAUCUGCAUACCUUAGGGAUGACCGCCUCACGAUUGAAUGCGUUGUCACUGUCUUCAAGAAGCCACAUGUUACCGAAACCAAAUCGCUCCCCGUAAUCGACAUGCCACCAGCUGACAUGACUGAGCAUGUUGCCAAGCUGCUCGAAGAAAAGAAGGGAUUUGAUGUCAGUUUCAUUGUUGGAGGAGAGACCAUUGAAGCGCAUAGGUUUGUUCUCGCUAUGCGGUCUCCUGUUUUUAAAGCAGAGCUCUAUGGGUCAAUGCGGGAGGCAACGACGGGGCAGUGCAUAACCAUCAAGGACAUGCAACCUGUUGUUUUCAAGGCCCUGCUCCAUUUUAUCUAUACUGACUCCUUGCCUAGCGACGAGGAUACUGAGAUGGUCCGGCUUUUACUAGUGGCUGCUGACAGAUAUGCAAUGGAUAGACUCAAGUUGGUUUGCCAAAGCAUCCUUUGCGAGGAUCUGAACAAGGACACCGUGGCAACCACAUUGGCUUUAGCUGAACAACAUAACUGCCUCCAGCUUAAGGAUGCUUGCCUUCAGUUUAUCGAAUUAUCUGGUUUCAAGGAUCUCAAGGCGACUUGCCCAUCUUUCAUAGAGGACGUAUUGAAGAAGAGAAGAAAAGUUUCAUGA
This is a messenger RNA of Triticum turgidum subsp. durum (durum wheat), 1026 nucleotides long. NCBI's taxonomy places the organism in Eukaryota, Viridiplantae, Streptophyta, Magnoliopsida, Poales, Poaceae. The record is from the annotation of a GenBank genome assembly.